This is a messenger RNA of Pristis pectinata (smalltooth sawfish), 1895 nucleotides long. RefSeq names its product plasma membrane ascorbate-dependent reductase CYBRD1. Bases 521 to 1366 code for a protein of 281 amino acids. The transcript is spliced from 4 exons. NCBI's taxonomy places the organism in Eukaryota, Metazoa, Chordata, Chondrichthyes, Rhinopristiformes, Pristidae. Gene Ontology annotation, cellular component: lysosomal membrane. Gene Ontology annotation, molecular function: oxidoreductase activity. The record is from RefSeq and is a predicted model, not a curated record.
ACGGUGUUGUUGACACCGCAGCCGACAGGAAACUUUGCAGCUGGAGCCAUCUCGGAAACUGCUUCAAUGCAUUUUAAAAUCUCAUAAUCGACUAUAAUACAACUGUUAGUUGAUUUAAUUUCCUGAUUGAUAUUUUAAACUAUAUAACAGACUCUUUGCCAAUCAUAUUACUUACUAGUUUAACUCGACCUCAAGUAUAAACUUGCCAACCUCUUAUCAGAUGUGUUUGGCAGGAUUAACUCGCGCAUGCGCGUCGUUAUAAAAAGUUUCUUCCAAACAAAAAUCUUUUCUAGCAAGUUUUAGUUGUAAGAGGUGGUCUUCUUGGGGGGAAAAUCAAUUCAAGUUGCGCAACGGAUCAGUUACUUGGAACUCAGUCAACGGCUCAGCAACUCCCAUCCAAAAUCUUCCACAAUUUUCCGCCAGAGGUUGUGCAGCAGCUCGGGACACUGGUGUGGCGGGAGUUCUACACACAGCUCGGACCACUGCUCCUCUCAGUCUGCGAACACACAGCCUUGAAGAAAUGGAAAAAUUCCGACAGUUUAUGGCGUUGCUCUUGGCCGCCCUGUUGCUGGGGACUCUCUCAAUUGCCACUGUUUUGAUUUGGGUGCUUCAUUGGAGAAGGGGACUGGCGUGGGACUCGGGACUGCUUGAAUUUAACUGGCACCCAGUGCUCAGCACUAUAGGAUUCAUCGUUAUCAACGGAUUCGCAUUAAUCAUUUAUAGGCUGCCCUGGACCUGGAACCUGAGUAAACCGCUAAUGAAGAACAUUCAUGCUGGCCUGAAUAUUGCAACCUUUAUUCUUAUGAUCAUUUCACUUGUGGCGGUUUUUGACUUUCAUAACUCCAAGAAGAUUCCUAACAUGUACAGUUUACACAGCUGGAUUGGACUGGCUGCAGUUAUUAUGUAUGCUUUGCAGAUAGGGUUAGGAUUGUGUAUUUUUUUGCUGCCAUUCACUCCCAUGUACAUCAAGGCAUUUUACAUGUCAAUCCAUGUGUUUGCUGGUUUGUUCAUCUUUGGAAUGGCGAUUGUUGCUGCUGAAACAGGAAUAACUGAAAAACUUAUUUUCACUCUGCGCUCCGGAAGUAAUGUCACACUCCCGUAUUCUCAGUCACCUCCUGAGGCUAUAUUUGUCAAUGCUCUUGGAAUUCUCAUUUUAGUCUUCGGAGGAUACAUCUUCUGGAUUGCCACACGAUCAGAAUGGAAACGCCCUCCAGAACAGGUAAAAGACAACACAAGCAUUGAGGAAGGAUCUACUUUAAAUAAAACAAAUAUUUCUGCUGAAAUCAGUAUGGACAGUGUUUUAGAAAGCACACCAAGAUCAAGACAAAUCAACCUUGAAGAUGUGGGCCAGAGAGCAACAUUCUAAGAAACUAAUUGUAAUUUCUUCUAUUGCUGUUCUGAGUUUUAUAAUAAUUUUAAGUGUUAAACAUUCGUUAUUGUUUAAGUGAGCAAACAUAACGACAAUGUUAUUGUUAACAGCCUGCUUGGGAUUGUUUUCCUGGAACAUGAGGGAAAAUACUGACUCAAAAGCAUUUUUUUUUGUUAAGCAGCAAUUCAGUAUAAUCAGUAUUAAAAAUCUUUGUACUUUUUUGCCAUUUCCUUCAUUGAUCAUAUUGACAAUUUUCCCUGCAUGUACUUAUGUAGUUUUGAUGGACCAAAAUGCUGCGAAACCAAAUUAUGCUCUAUGUAAACUUUUGCUUGUGUCCAUGUAUAUGUAUGAAAUGUGCUGUGAAAUAGAAACUUUACUUUGUAUGAUGAAAAUCAAAUGAGUUAAGGCAUCACUUUAGAGAAGAAUAUACCAUUUAGCUAUUUCUGGCUUCAGUAUUAUGGUUCACUCUAUACAUUGACUCUGUAUUUGCUUAUUUAUAAAUAAAAAUUAUUGCAUGUCCCUUGGU